Molecule: messenger RNA, 1131 nt
Organism: Pestalotiopsis fici W106-1
Lineage: Eukaryota; Fungi; Ascomycota; Sordariomycetes; Amphisphaeriales; Sporocadaceae
Exons: 2
Coding region: 1-1131 (376 amino acids)
Source: RefSeq, a predicted model, not a curated record
AUGCGGCACAACUCGUUCCUGGCUGCGGCCAGUCUUCUUGUCCCUGCUCUUGGCAAAUCCGUCUUUUGGUCGCCAGUCUACAACAAUGUCACCUCGGACGUCGAGCUGCUUUCGGAUCCAACCAACCUCGACGGCUUCAAGAUGAACGCCUCGGCCAUGGUCGGCGGAGCUUUCGACUUUUGGUACUUUGAUGUUGCCUCGGAAAGUACCAAUGCUGGCGUCAACAUUGUCUUUUUCAACACUGGUGACUUCAAGUAUCAACUCGGCAAUGAGCAGCCUCUUGCUGUGCAGCUGAGUGGAAAGUUUGCCAAUGGCACCGAGUUCUUUGUGCAGACAUUUGCUACAGAGGGCGCCUUUAUCAAGAAUGAUGAAUGUGGUGUGUUUGCCGACUUUAAAGGGGCCGGUGCCAGUUUUGUUGGCACUAAUCUGCUCAAGGAUAACGUGUCCUACACCAUUACUUUUGAUGGCUCUGCCGGUGGACUCAAAGGCACGAUUACGUUCAAAGCACGCGCUCCCGCUCACUUCCCCUGUGACACGAAAGAUGUCGCCGGCGCGACCCAAAACCUGUUGCCCUACCUUUUCUGGGCCAAUGCAGUGCCCGAUGCCGAGUCCGUUGUCAAUCUUACUAUCGACGGAGAACCUUUCCAGAUCGCCGACGGCAUUGGAUACCAUGACAAGAACUGGGGCCAAAAGUCUGUUAUAACCAGUCCCAAGUACUGGGACUGGGGUCACGCUCGCGUCGGCCCGUACGCCAUUGUCUGGUAUGAUCUUCUCGACUAUAACGACACCGAGCACAACUACGCCUACGUCUCCAAGGACGGCGAGGAACCAUUUGUCGGCUGCGGUGGCGACACUGUCCACGCCCGUCAGUGGGGUCCAGCCAACACAACCUACACCUAUCCCCCGACCAACAAACUUGGACUGCUCGCCAACAACGGACUCCUCAUCGACUAUGAGCUUCCUUCUGGAGAUAAAUUGCACUUUAAUAUCACCACCACUGCCAUCAUCAAGACCGAGACUGGUAAUGUCUACUCUCGAGGAGUCGGUGAUGUCGAGGGUGGUGUUGUUGGUGGUAUUAAUUAUUCUGGACGCGCAUUCUACGAAGAGUUCAUCUAUGGUCUCUUGGUCUAA